Molecule: messenger RNA, 1330 nt
Organism: Danio rerio (zebrafish)
Lineage: Eukaryota; Metazoa; Chordata; Actinopteri; Cypriniformes; Danionidae
Gene: mdfic
Product: MyoD family inhibitor domain containing
Biological process (GO): regulation of gene expression
Source: RefSeq, marked validated
AUGAAAAUGUUUCAGCUCAAAGUUUCUCCAGCAGCAGCAGCUCGAGCGCGCGGGACUCUCACACAGAAAACUCCUUAUUCAGCUUCUGUCUGACUGUGAUUUUGGACUAUUUUUAAGAGGGAUCGCAUUGUUUUUACGGACUUUUUGUCCCGAAUAGGCAGCCGAGGUAACCUUUUUUCUAACGGGACGCCGUUUUGCCUGAAUAAAUGAUGAGAAAGAACGCGUUUGGGAGUUGACAUGUUUGAAAGGUUUGAUCGCUGAUUGCCGUGGGGAAUUGUUGUUUUUGAGUGUGUUUAGUAUCUAAACAUCUGGCUCAUGUCCUCGGAGGCUAUUUUACCUCCGGAGGGGCCUGAAGGGCCAAAAAAGCAGCUUGAAGAGGAGGCAAACCCACUUCUGUCUAAAUCAACAGAUAAAUGCAACCGCUGCGCUGAUGAAUCCGUAGAUGCAACGGAAACAUCCCAAACCGCUGUACCCGGAGAUCCGACUACAAACAAACAGGAUCACAUGAUCAGCGAAAACCACACCCGUGAUGAUCUCGUUAGAACUCAGCCUCAGCCUUUGCCCCAGCCAGCAACAUCUCUGCAGCAUCCUGUCGAUGCAGAGGCUUCCAGGCAACAGAAUGGCCUACACAUGGUGCUAAGCAACGGCCAUGGCACACCCCGUGGGGUCACACAGCCUCCCCCAUCUAUCCACACUUCAGAACCCAGGAAGCUCCCAUCACCUGUCUCUCACCGUGUGCAGAAAAAGCUUCGCUCCAGCCUGUCGGUCAACAGCGACAGCAGCAGGAGGAGCAAAAGCAGCUCUACGGGUUCCCAUAAACCUGGCUCCACUCCAGAGGACUGCUGCGUCCACUGCAUCCUGGCCUGCCUGUUUUGUGAAUUUCUCACUCUGUGCAAUAUGGUGGUGGCUCAGGCCUCGUGCGGCACCUGCACAUCAGAAGCCUGUUGCUGCUGCUGCUGCGCUGACGACCUGGGAGACGACUGCAACUGUCCCUGUGACAUGGACUGUGGCAUUAUGGAUGCGUGCUGCGAGUCCUCGGACUGCCUGGAGAUCUGCAUGGAGUGCUGCGGAAUCUGUUUCCCAACAUAAACAAUCUACUGCAUUUAUACGACGGCCAGAACAGAUGUUGAAUGAGAGCGAGUGUGUGUGUGUGUGAGGGAUUGAGCAAAAUGAAGUGUGUGAAAAAUCUGUUCCUGAGCACAAGAUGACUGUAAAGGUCAUACAAAAAGACUUCAAUAUAUGAUGUAAUUCACAUAUACUAAUAGACUAAAAGUUAUGGAAGCGUGUUGCCAUGGAAUUUAGAAAUAUAUAAAGGUAAUUGUGACUUGAA